This is a messenger RNA of Suncus etruscus (white-toothed pygmy shrew), 4932 nucleotides long. It is a transcript of the gene SLC5A3, whose product is annotated as solute carrier family 5 member 3. Lineage: Eukaryota; Metazoa; Chordata; Mammalia; Eulipotyphla; Soricidae. Gene Ontology annotation, biological process: inositol metabolic process; myo-inositol transport; transmembrane transport. The transcript is spliced from 4 exons. Gene Ontology annotation, cellular component: plasma membrane. Bases 781 to 2979 code for a protein of 732 amino acids. Gene Ontology annotation, molecular function: D-glucose:sodium symporter activity. The record is from RefSeq and is a predicted model, not a curated record.
GCCGCUGUAGCCGAGCCGGCUUCGAUGCGGUGUGGUUCCGCGCGCGCGCCUCCUCCCCUCUUGGGUGGUCUUGGGCCAUGCCCCGCUACGAGCUGGCUUUGAUCCUGAAAGCCAUGCAGCGGUUAGCAUGAAGAAUAAAUAAAAGUUGUGGUUAAACUCAGCAACUGGAUUCAGUGAUGGUGAUGGAUGUGUCAAAACCAGGUCUUCUUAAAGGCUACAAGACUAAAUCUUUGGAAUGGUGCCAGUUUAGACCCAGCCCGGUCCUAGACCAUCUUGAUAGAAGAGUCUCCAGAAUAAGAAAAGACUUUUAAAGCCUCCAUGUAGCUCUGUGAGUAGGGGACAAGCUCUGGUCACUUGUGGAAGCUGCCUUUCAGGGUUGGUACACUAGGCUUCACUAGACUAUAGCUGCAACUCAGAAUUUCUCCUCCAGCACCUGAGUAAAUGCUGAUGGUCUUGUGGAGAGUGGAUUGAGAGGACGGGCUUAAGUUCUCAGAUCCUAAUUAAGAAGCGGAGGACUGUUUAAAAAAAAAGUGUCUCCUUCCAAGUGUAUCACAACCAGCACCAUCAAGACAGCAAACCAAAGGACAAAGACUUUGUGACCUGCUGUGUUACUCUGUGUAGCCCAGUUCACGUAUUAUAAAACAAAACAAAAACCCAUACAGACUUGGCUGGGGUGGCUUAUUGCAUAAGUAAAGUAAAUAAAAUAAAUAAAUAAAGUCGGACAUUUCCUGUCGCCCACCGGACUCUCCUUCGCCCAGUUAACCCCCCAAAAAGUCCAAAAUGAGAGCUGUCCUAGAAACGGCAGACAUUGCCAUUGUGGCCCUGUAUUUUGUCCUCGUCAUGUGCAUUGGUUUCUUUGCCAUGUGGAAAUCUAACAGGAGCACCGUGAGCGGCUACUUCCUGGCGGGGCGCUCCAUGACCUGGGUGGCCAUCGGGGCCUCCCUCUUCGUCAGCAAUAUCGGCAGCGAGCACUUCAUUGGGCUGGCAGGCUCGGGUGCCGCCAGUGGCUUCGCUGUAGGCGCCUGGGAGUUUAAUGCCUUGCUGCUCUUGCAACUGCUGGGCUGGGUCUUCAUCCCCAUUUACAUCCGCUCAGGCGUCUACACCAUGCCCGAGUACUUGUCCAAGCGAUUCGGUGGCCACAGGAUUCAGGUCUACUUCACUGCCCUGUCGCUGCUCCUCUAUAUCUUCACCAAGCUCUCGGUGGACCUGUACUCUGGGGCCCUCUUUAUCCAGGAGUCCCUGGGCUGGAACCUCUACCUGUCGGUCAUCCUGCUCAUCAGCAUGACAGCGCUGCUGACCGUCACCGGUGGCCUGGUGGCCGUCAUCUAUACCGACACCUUGCAGGCCCUGCUGAUGAUCGUGGGCGCCCUCACGCUCAUGAUCAUCAGCCUGCUACGGGUGGGUGGCUUCGAGGAGGUGAAGCGCCUCUACAUGCUGUCUGCACCCAACGUCACGUCCAUCCUGCUGACCUACAACCUGUCCAACACCAACUCCUGCCACAACGUGCUGCCCAAGAGCAACGCACUCAAGAUGCUGCGUGACCCCACCGACGAGGACGUGCCCUGGCCAGGCUUCGUGCUGGGCCAGACGCCGGCGUCUGUGUGGUACUGGUGCGCCGACCAGGUGAUUGUGCAGCGGGUCCUGGCCGCCAAGAACCUGGCCCAUGCCAAAGGCUCCACGCUCAUGGCCGGCUUCCUCAAGCUGCUGCCCAUGUUCAUCAUUGUGGUGCCCGGCAUGAUCUCCCGGAUCCUCUUUCCCGACGACUUGGCGUGCAUCAACCCCGAGCACUGCAUGCGUGUAUGUGGCAGCCGUGCUGGCUGCUCCAACAUCGCCUACCCACGCUUGGUGAUGAAGUUGGUGCCCGUGGGCCUGCGGGGCCUGAUGAUGGCUGUGAUGAUCGCCGCCCUCAUGAGUGACCUGGAUUCCAUCUUCAACAGCGCCAGCACCAUCUUCACUCUUGACGUGUACAAGCUGGUUCGCAAGAGUGCCAGCUCUCGCGAGCUCAUGGUGGUGGGCCGGGUGUUUGUGGCCUUCAUGGUGGUCAUCAGCAUUGCCUGGGUGCCCAUCAUUGUGGAGAUGCAGGGCGGCCAGAUGUACCUAUACAUCCAGGAGGUGGCCGACUACUUGACACCACCCGUGGCUGCCCUCUUCCUGCUGGCUAUUUUCUGGAAGCGGUGCAACGAGCAGGGCGCCUUUUAUGGUGGCAUGGCUGGCUUUGUGCUGGGCGCUGCCCGCCUGACGCUGGCCUUUGUGUACCGGGCCCCGGAGUGUGACCAGCCCGAUAACCGGCCAGCUUUCAUCAAGGACGUCCACUACAUGUACGUGGCCACGGCCCUGUUCUGGGCCACAGGGCUCAUCACUGUGGUCGUGAGCCUGCUCACGCCGCCCCCGAGCUCCGAGCAGAUCCGCACCACCACCUUCUGGUCUUCGCCCAAGGGCGGGCUGGGCAAGGAGAGCUGCUCCCCCAAAGAGGAGGAACCGUACAAAAUGCAGGCCAAGAGCAUCCUGCGAGGUGCUGGUGACCAUGGCGAGGCCGGUGAGGUGGGAGCCGGCCCUGCUGCCUCCCACCAUGCCCUUCCCAAUGGGAAGUCGGAGGAGCAGGGCAAGGGCUUGCUGCAGCCUGAAGACGUGAACCUGCUGGCAGCCUGCAGGGAGGAGGGCAGCCCCCUGGCCUCGGCAGCCCACUCAGAAGCCGAGACACCAGUGGACGCCUACUCCAAUGGGCAGGCAGCGCUCAUGGGGGAAAAGGGGAGGCAGAGAGAGGUCGAGGGGGGCAGCCGCUACUGGAAGUUCAUAGACUGGUUCUGUGGCAUCAAGAGCAAGAGCCUGAGCAAGCGGAGCCUGAGGGACUUGAUGGAGGAGGAGGCCAUGUGCUUGCAGAUGCUGGAGGAGCCCCCACAAGUGAAACUGCUCCUCAACAUUGGCCUCGUCGCAGUGUGCUCGCUGGGAAUCUUCAUGUUUGUCUAUUUCUCCCUAUGAGACCAGACUCCCCCGACCUUUAAGAUACUGGUUUUUUUGAAAACUACAACACAACAACAACAGCCACAACGACACUUAUGUAACUGUUGCAUCUCUCAGGCAUUGUUUACGCUGGAAAGCUUAAUCCACUCUACUAAUAGGUGAAGUGAGGAUGAAAGUGACUGUCUGAAUUACGACCCUGCUAGAAAAAAGUUUGUUCCUUUGAAUACUCAGAGGGAAAAAUUCUUCCCCACUCCCUCUUCAGCCAAAACAGUGACCCAGUAUGAACCUACCAGUAGCCUAGAUGAAUGUUGAAAACCUCAGGCUUUUGGGGGUGAGGGGUGAGGAUCAAGAAGAAGUGAGGAAAAGGAGAGAUUUGAGGGGUGUCUUGGUUUAGUAUCAUAUAAUAAAGCAAAUCCAGUUACAAUCUAAUAUGUUCUGUAUGUAGUAGGUGUCUUGUACCUUUCAAUGUGUUUUAAAGUUUCAAAUAGUUUGCAAGAGGAUUGCUUUGGCUGAGUCUUGGGUAGGAUGUCUUUCCAUUUAUGAUUGAUUGCCUGGAAAGUUGCUUUAAUUAGUCUAUGUGAAAGUAGUCCCAGCAGUGUAAAUAUGUACAAUUAGAUUUUUUUUUUUUUCUAAUUUCACUGUGAGAACUUCCAACUUUUGAGUGGCAAACAGAUCAACAAGUCUUUUUGCUCCUGGGCUUUUUUUUCCUGUGAGAUUGUUAAACUGCAAAAAGCUUUAUUUUUUUUUGGCAUAUACAUUAGUGUGAGAUAAUGGUAUGGAAACCCCCUUCCCUUGCUUUCUUCCCCUUUCCUCCAUCCUUAACACUGCUUCAGUUUGUAGAUUGCCAACAAAAGCAGGGUUUGAUUCAUUCUCUGCUCGGACACCCCUUUUUCUGUUGUCCAGUCCCACGGUGGCAAUCUCGUAGGGACUGUACUUUGCUUCUUGGUUAGUUUUUUUUCUCUCCUCUCUCCUUUUCUUUCCUUUUUUUUUCAUAAGGUGGAUAUCAAAAAUAGUUGCUGUGCAAAAGUUCGUAGUCUUCUUCAAGAAGAAAACCAUUCCUUUUUUAAUACCUGUGAAAUUGCGUCAUUCUUUUCUUUUUAAGCCAAAUGUCAGCAGAGUGCUGCUGCUUUUCUCUAGCAAUUUUGAUAUGUAAGUAUUAAUGCAUUUUUAAAAGAUGUCUACAUGGUACGAUGAUGUUUUUAUCUUCUUAAAUGUCUUGCUUCUUAAUGCUUUGUUCAAGUUUUCUGUAAGAGACCAGUUUGUACUCUGGGAGUGUGUAGAAUGUACCCGUGUCAUUUUGUGAGUUUGAUGCAUUGUAGACCAAAUGUGAUUCUAAAUAAAAUUGUUGAGUUAUUAGUGAAGAUUGUUGAUUUUUGUUUUAUGAAUUAAAUUGUUAAUUGAAUCCCAGUGUGUACCAUAAUUGUCCAGAAUUUUUAAACUCCUACACCCAAAAUAUAAAAAAAAGUUUGAUUAAUUGGGUCCAUUUUACGGUACAAUGUUUUAGCUACAAGCAGAAAAAGAGAAUUUGCUAUAAAAUGAGAUUUUCAGAUUGAGAGAGAGGGAUACCAUUUAAACUGGUAGACUUAGGAUUGUUAACCAUACACAGCAAUUCUAACUCUUCUAACCUCCUGUAUAAAAAUCUGGCUUUUUAAAUUAUAGACAUGUAAUGGUCAUGAUUUAAUGUUUAAAAAAAGUGUUAUCAUUUUUUGGGGGGAGGAAGCAAAUAUUCUUUCGAGCUGUCAGUUUUUAUUGCUGACACUGUCAAAUAUAAUACACUGUUCUCUGUGCACUGUUACCUUUGCCAGCUGCUGCAUUAGCCUUCAAAAGUAUUUGGAAAUUGAAGAUGAAACUAUACUUCUUGCAGAAUAUCUUCCUUUCUGUGGUAUUUCGUCUUGUAACUUAAGUACAGUAAUUAUUUUAUGGAAAUGUUAGCACUUCUGUACCAACUUUGAAUAAAAUGAAAAAAAUGGA